CACCAGAGCCGUGCGGCCGAUCCCAUUUUAUCACUUGCAUUUAUUGCAUCCACCACAUCCGUCGAGUUUUCCUCUCCACUUCAUUCUCUCUGCAUACUGUUCAUUCACCUCUACAUUUGUCUUGUUUGGCUUGUUGCGGUCAUUGCAUCUGCGUCCUUUUCUCGUCAUACCCGCCUUACAACGCGGCCAGCUCUUUCUCGAAUCCCUUGACUCGAGCGACUUCUCGCAAACAUGCGUUUCACCAACACCCUCGCCGCUUUUGCGGCUUCAUUCUCCUUGGCACAAGCCUUCACCUCCGGCUUCAACGUGGCCGCCAAUAACCCCGAUGGCUCAUGCUUGACCACUGCUCAAUACACCACCGCCUUCCAAAAGCUCCAGGCGCUCCCUCAGAAAAUCAAGACUGUCCGCUUGUACGCGUCCAGCGACUGCAACCAGCUUGCACUCGCCGUUCCCGCGGCCAUCAGCACCGGCACCCAAAUCCUCGUCGGUGUCUGGACGGAAGAUGAGGCCCACUACACCGCCGAAAAAGCGGCAUUGCAAUCUGCAAUCCAGGCACACGGCCACAGCUGGAUCUACGCCAUCUCUGUCGGCAGCGAGGACCUCUACCGCGGCGACACCACUGCCUCCACGCUUGCAGGCCAGGUCUACGACGUGCGUGGAAUGGUCCGACAAUACGGCGUUACGCAGCCCGUCGGUCACGUUGAUACGUGGACUGCGUGGGUGAACUCCACCAACUCGGCCGUCAUCACUGCUGUUGACUUCCUCGGCAUGGACGGGUACCCCUACUUUCAGUACUCCUCCAUUGGUGAUGCGCCGUCGGUGUUCUGGACUUCGGUCAACAACACCAAGAAUGUUGCUCAAGGGAAGCCGGUGUGGGUGACUGAGACUGGAUGGCCAGUGUCUGGCUCCAACUUCGGUGCUGCCGUCCCCUCCAUCGGCAAUGCCCGCAAGUACUGGCGUGAGGUCUUCUGCAAGGCCACUUCGGAGAUCGACAUCUUCUGGUACGUCUACCAGGACUACUCGUCGAACCCGUCUUUCGGCAUCUUCAACUCUGCUGGCAAUGCCAUCUACGAUUUGAAGAGCUGUUAGAUGUUACGGUAUAAUGGGAACAUGAAAAGCAUAUCACACUGAUAGACUGGAAUGGGCAAAGCAUGGCAAAAAGAUUGACGGAACAUGCUCGAUAGUAAUGUGUUUGAUAGACAUAAUUACUGCACAUCAAUGAUCUUUAUGAAGCACA
Messenger RNA from Neohortaea acidophila, 1237 nucleotides. Its product is annotated as glycoside hydrolase family 17 protein. Gene Ontology annotation, cellular component: fungal-type cell wall; cell surface; extracellular region. The coding region runs from base 232 to 1089 and encodes 285 amino acids. Gene Ontology annotation, molecular function: 1,3-beta-glucanosyltransferase activity; glucan endo-1,3-beta-D-glucosidase activity. The transcript has 2 exons. Gene Ontology annotation, biological process: cell wall organization; carbohydrate metabolic process. The record is from RefSeq and is a predicted model, not a curated record. NCBI's taxonomy places the organism in Eukaryota, Fungi, Ascomycota, Dothideomycetes, Mycosphaerellales, Teratosphaeriaceae.